This is a messenger RNA of Scomber scombrus (Atlantic mackerel), 2404 nucleotides long. It is a transcript of the gene dhcr24, whose product is annotated as 24-dehydrocholesterol reductase. The record is from RefSeq and is a predicted model, not a curated record. Gene Ontology annotation, biological process: steroid metabolic process. Gene Ontology annotation, molecular function: FAD binding; Delta24(24-1) sterol reductase activity. Bases 144 to 1694 code for a protein of 516 amino acids. The transcript is spliced from 9 exons. NCBI's taxonomy places the organism in Eukaryota, Metazoa, Chordata, Actinopteri, Scombriformes, Scombridae. Gene Ontology annotation, cellular component: membrane; cytoplasm.
ACGGGGUGAUGAGGAGUCUGGUUUUGGGGUUGGAAUAAUCAAUGCGGGGUUUACCCACAUGAAUGUCCAGCGGUGAGUGGAAGUCUGACUAAAAACAGAACCACAUUUUUAACAGUUUUUAGACCCGAUCUGAUCCAGAAACGAUGGAUUCGCUAUUGUAUUUAGGUGGCCUGGUCGUUAUAUUCCUGCUGUGGAUCAAAGUCAAAGGUCUCGACUAUGUUAUCAUCCACCAGAGGUGGAUAUUUGUUUGUUUGUUUCUCCUGCCGCUCUCCGUCAUAUUUGACGUGUAUUAUUAUGUGCGGGCAUGGCUGAUUUUCAAGAUGUGCUCUGCGCCCAAACUGCACGACCAGCGUGUGAGAGACAUCCAGCGACAGGUGCGCGAGUGGAGGAAGGAGGGGGGUAAGACCUACAUGUGUACGGGUCGACCUGGCUGGCUGACUGUAUCUCUCAGAGUGGGAAAAUACAAGAAAACCCACAAGAACAUCAUGAUCAAUAUGAUGGACAUUCUGGAGGUGGACACAAAGAGGCAGGUGGUGAGAGUUGAGCCGCUGGCCAACAUGGGUCAGGUCACCGCUCUCCUCAACUCUAUUGGCUGGACGUUGCCAGUGUUGCCUGAGCUGGAUGACCUUACUGUGGGUGGUUUGGUGAUGGGUACAGGCAUCGAGUCAUCCUCUCAUAUUUAUGGGCUGUUCCAGCACAUCUGUGUCGCAUUUGAGCUGGUUUUAGCAGAUGGCAGCUUAGUUCGCUGCACUGAGGAGGAGAAUUCAGACCUCUUCCAUGCCGUCCCGUGGUCCUGUGGAACUCUGGGGUUCCUGGUUGCUGCUGAGAUUAAAAUAGUCCCUGCUAAGCCCUGGGUGAAGCUACGCUACGAGCCGGUCAAAGGGCUGGAGAACAUCUGUAAACGCUUCUCAGAGGCAUCGGAAAACAAGGACAACACAUUUGUCGAGGGAAUCCAGUAUACUCGGGACACCGCGGUCAUCAUGACAGGAACCAUGACUGACCACGCAGAGCCUGAUAAGAUUAACAGAAUUGGACUGCACUUUAAACCCUGGUUCUUUAAACACGUGGAGAGUUACCUGAAAGGCGACUACAACGGAAUCGAGUACAUCCCUCUCAGACAUUACUACCACAGACACACACGCAGCAUCUUCUGGGAGCUUCAGGAUAUCAUCCCCUUCGGGAACAACCCGGUGUUCCGCUGGCUUUUUGGCUGGAUGGUUCCUCCUAAGAUCUCUCUGCUGAAGCUCACCCAGGGCGAAACCAUCAGACGGCUUUACGAACAGCACCACGUGGUCCAGGACAUGCUCGUACCUAUGAAGCAUCUGCAGGCUGCCAUCACACGCUUUCACGAGGACAUCGAUGUCUACCCUCUGUGGUUGUGUCCAUUCCUGUUGCCACCAGGCAGAGGGAUGGUUCACCCCAAAGGUCAAGAAGAGGAGUUGUAUGUGGAUAUUGGGGCUUAUGGAGAACCAAAAGUCAAACACUUUGAAGCUAAAGCGUCAACACGUCAGCUGGAGAAGUUUGUCAGAGAUGUGCAUGGGUUCCAGAUGCUGUACGCAGAUGUAUACAUGGACCGUGAAGAGUUUUGGGAGAUGUUCGAUGGACAGCUCUAUCACAGACUGAGAGAGGAACUAGGCUGUAAGGAGGCCUUCCCAGAGGUUUACAACAAAAUCUGUAAAUCUGCCCGACACUGACCUACAGGACAUCUGGCUGAUAUCUGACCUCAGCCCCGUGAUACACUGAGACACUGUCGGCCUUCACUUCAGCUCAUGCUCAGUGACAGUUACUGGUUUUGGGAUGUUUCUGCCAAACGAAACAGCAAUUUGACACAAAGAUACAUCUCAGCAUUAUCUAAGGUGGAAUUAAGCUUUUAACACACUAUUACAAACUUAAAUACUUAUUUUUUUCACCCAGAUUGUGUCUUCAGAGUUCUCCUAUAAAUGUGAAGCAGGAACACAAGCAUUGUAAUGCUUUUACAUCAUGAAUGUAUUCUCCUUUUUUCCCUUUUCAUGGACAUUCCUUGCUUGAUUCAAACCAUUCUGUGUAACUUGAGAGCAUAUUGUACCAAAUUCCCCCUUAAUGUUUUAAUGUGUGCAUGUUGGACAACUUAUGUAUGUUUGUCUAGCUUAUCUAGUGUUCACUGCAGUCUUUUUGCAUAUUUCUUAUUACAUAUUUUAUUAACAGCCCAGCCUCACCGUUCAUUUCCCAAGUGCCAUGCACAUAGAAAACAUGACCUCCUAAUUAGCGUUAGAUAAAUACAUACAUUUUUGAUAAUUGUCAGUGAAUUUUUGAGUCCUAAAAAUGUAUUUUGUAACUUAUAGGGUAUUAUUUUGAUAUCCAAAUGAGAUCCUCUGGACUGUAUAAAUGAAUAAAAAUUAAAUGAAAUUAAAAAAACUGCAAUAAA